AUGCGGAAUCCGCUUUUUCCAGGUUCUGAUUCUUCCCCUCCUCGGGUUCUUUCUCUCACCACCUCAACAACCGAGUCAAAAUAUUCCGAAGACCCUAAGGACUGUGUCUUUUGUAAAAUUAUUUCGGGGGAAUUGCCAUGUAUUAAAAUUUUCGAAAAUGAACAUGUUUUAGCAUUUUUAGAUGCGGCGCCUAUUUCAAGAGGGCACUCUCUUGUAAUCCCGAAAACUCAUGUUACGAAAUUGACAUUGGCUUCUUCGUCCCUUGUUGCCGAAAUCGGAGCAGUUUUACCAAAAGUCACUAAUGCUGUGAUAAAAGGUGUAAACGCUACAGAUUUCAAUGUAUUGCAGAACAAUGGUCAACUAGCUGGACAAGUGGUUUUCCAUCUGCAUUUUCAUAUCAUUCCGAGGUUCAAAAACGAAGAUCAGUCAGCGGACAGAAAAGUGAAAGGCAGAUUAAGACUUUCAAAAGAGGAAACCGAGGGAAUAGGAAGUAACAUCAGGGCAAAGUUAUAG
This is a messenger RNA of Acaulospora morrowiae, 513 nucleotides long. NCBI's taxonomy places the organism in Eukaryota, Fungi, Glomeromycota, Glomeromycetes, Diversisporales, Acaulosporaceae. The record is from the annotation of a GenBank genome assembly.